Labrus mixtus (cuckoo wrasse) is the source of this 2973-nucleotide messenger RNA. It is a transcript of the gene ttc27, whose product is annotated as tetratricopeptide repeat domain 27. NCBI's taxonomy places the organism in Eukaryota, Metazoa, Chordata, Actinopteri, Labriformes, Labridae. Gene Ontology annotation, molecular function: protein binding. The record is from RefSeq and is a predicted model, not a curated record. The transcript has 20 exons. Bases 167 to 2713 code for a protein of 848 amino acids.
AUGCAAUGCGCAUCUGUCAUGGCUGCUCACUGAUGCCACUUAAACCACAUGGGUGGGAAUAAACGUCUUCUAUGUGAUUGAGACACAACGACUUGGAUCAUUAUUAAAGCGGUUACUCACUGGUUUAGAUCCGGGACUUUAGAUCACCCAAAGAGGCGUUCAAGUGAUGCCGCUGGACGUGGAGAUCCCCGUCCUCAGAGGCUUUUUAACACCAAGCGAAGCAGCGGGAUGGAAGCACAACAUCUCCGCUACUGCAGAAGCCGGCUCUCUGCUGGAGUCUCUGAUGGAGGGGGACUUUGAGGCGGUUCUGCUGAGCCACCAGGUGUUAGAUCUGCUCACUGGAGAUGGCAGCAGCAGCAACGAGGAUGAGGACAUCGAGGCCUACCUGGAGAGACGGGUCCUGUUGUACCUGACCUGUGGAGCCAACAACGACCAGACAAACAGGGAGCUGGUGGUGAUGGCCCUGGCUGUCUCCUGCCUCCACAUGUUUGCCCAGAGUAACUGGACUGGUCCUCCGGCCUCCAUCCAGAUCUCAGACCUGCUGCCUUCAGCCCUGCUCUCCCCUCAGACCCAGACCCUGGUUGAGGCCAUCCACACCAGCCUGCUCCUGGAUGGUGAGUCUGUUUACAGCCUGGUGGCCAACCCCUUCCUCCUCCUGCUGGCCAGGGUUAUUCUCACCAAGUGCUCCUCAAAGAUGGACAACCUCCAGCUGCUGCCCUGGUGGACUCUACAUUACAUCAACCUGCAUCAGCAAAUCCUGGAGGCCUGUUCUCCACAACUCCUUGAAUUGGCCAAAAGCAGCAUGGACAAAGUGCUCAAAUGCCAGUCUCUGUUGUCGGAGCAUAAAAACCUGGCAAUCCAGUUCCAUCUGGAGUGUGUCUACACCAAUCUGACUUACUAUGAGUACAAGCCGGCUAAGGAACACAUCAAGAAGGCCGAGGAGCUCUCAGGGCUGGAUAUAAACAUGACUGGUGCUCUUGGCAAACGGACCCAUUUCCAGCAGAAGUACUUAGCUCAGCUCAUCUUGGAGGUCAAGAGAAAGCAGGACCAACCCCACCAGACUGGGGAUGAGGCCAGUCCCACCCCCACCCCCACACCUCUGUCCAGGCUGCCCAAGGACUGCAGUCUGGGUGAUGACACCGUACUGGAUAAAAUCAAUUUAGCGGAGCCAGAUCAGUAUGAGCUUCCUGACCUCAAUGGCGAGGAGCAGGUUGUCAUCCUUGGCCUCUGCACUGACUUCCAGAAGAAUAACCCGGUGCAUAAACUGACUGCGGAGGAACUCCUUGCCUUCACAUCUUGCAUCCUGUCUCAACCUAAGUUCUGGGCUGUAGAAGUCUCGGCCCUCUGCCUCAGGACCAAACUAGAAAGAGGGAAGACCCGACGUGUGGAGAGAGCAAUGAUGCAAACCCAGGCGAUAGUUGACCACUUUGAAGACAAGAACUGUCCGGUGAUUGAGCGGCUCAAACUCUUCUACUGCUGCCAAGCCCCGACCAGAUGGGUCGUCCAGAAACAGCUUGCCUCCCUGCUGAUAGACCUCGGCUGCAUCAGUUCAGCUCUGCUCAUGUAUGAAAAGCUGGAGCUCUGGGAGGAUGUAGUUAUCUGCUAUGAGAGGCUGGGUCAACAUGGCAAGGCCGAGGAGAUUGUUCGCACGGAGCUGGAGAAGAAGGAGACGCCCAGUCUGUAUUGCCUCCUGGGAGACAUAUUGAGGGACCAUCAGUACUACGACCGGGCGUGGGAGCUGUCCAAGCGACGAAGUGCCAGAGCAAUGCGCUCCAAAGCCCUGCUGCACCUCCAGAACAAGGAGUUCAAGCAGUGUGUUGACUGCUUCGAGCAGUCGGUUAAAAUCAACGCCAUGCAGCUAGGAGUGUGGUUUUCUCUCGGUUGUGCAUACUUUGCCAUUGAGGGUUAUGAGGGAGCUGCCAGGGCUUUCCAGAGAUGUGUGCAACUAGAGCCGGAUAACGCAGAAGCAUGGAACAACCUCUCCACAGCCUACAUUCGCCUGAGAAAGAAAGAAAAAGCUUUUCGUACCCUGCAAGAAGCGCUGAAGUGUAACUACGAACACUGGCAGAUCUGGGAGAACUUCAUUACCGUGAGCAUUGACAUCGGGGACUUUGCCGAAACCAUCAAGUCCUACCACCGUCUGAUGGAGCUCAGGGAGAACUACAAGGACACUGAGAUCCUACAGAUCCUGGUGAGAGCCGUUGUUGGAAACAUGACGGGCAGUCAUGGCGUGGAGGCAGGGACCCUUCUACCUAAACUGAAGGACCUCCUGGGGCGCGUCACUUCCCGCCACAGCAGCGACUCUGAGGUGUGGCGGCAGUAUGCCCUGCUGUACGGUGACGGCCACAGCGCUGACCCUGAGGACAACGAGAAGGCACAACAGUUCCUGUCUAAGGCCCAUCGCUGUGAGGUUCAGAGAGGGGGCUGGGAGAAAGACCCUGCUCUCUUUAAGGAGGUGAUCCAACGAGCCGUCGAUAUGGGUGAAGUGACCAUCAGUUGCGGUAAGAAGAAGAGUAACUCCAAAGAAGCUGUGCAGAUGCUCUCCUCCAGCCGCCUCAGCCUCAGGAGUCUGGCCACCAAAGCUAAGCAAAUGCACACUGAUGUGGCCACGGGUCAGGUUCACGCUGAGCUGCAGGAUGGUGUUGCUGCUCUGGAACGAGUCAUCACAGAGCUGCAGGAGCUGAGCGGGAAGCUGCGUGACCAAUCACAGUGACCGACCUCCUGAGGAAGAUCACAAGCUGUGCCUCUGAAGGAAACUCAAAGAAGAGUCAGAGGCAGAAAAACAGAUUGUAUAGCUGCAGACUUUAGCCGUAUGCAUCGUUCAAAUCAAGCUUUACAUGUGAUCAUGGAGAGUAAUGGUAGCUCUGAUUGGAAAUGGAAGACUGGAGUAAAAGUUUUUAUAUGUCUAUAUCCUCACUGUAAUGCAAACAAUGACUGUAAAACAUCAAACAGUAAAAUAUUUUUCAUUUUCAA